Messenger RNA from Ostrinia furnacalis (Asian corn borer), 2431 nucleotides. RefSeq names its product DNA polymerase nu-like. The coding region runs from base 44 to 1288 and encodes 414 amino acids. The record is from RefSeq and is a predicted model, not a curated record. Gene Ontology annotation, biological process: DNA-templated DNA replication; double-strand break repair. Gene Ontology annotation, molecular function: DNA-directed DNA polymerase activity; DNA binding. The transcript has 9 exons. Lineage: Eukaryota; Metazoa; Arthropoda; Insecta; Lepidoptera; Crambidae.
CACAAGGAGGGUUAUGUUUUUACGUUAAACUUUUCCAAUAGACAUGGAACGUCGGGGCGUGUCCGUGGACAUGGAGCAGCUGAAGUCGAUGGAGCGUGUCCUGGAGACGAAGAUGAAAGCGGCUGAGCAGGAGUGUCACAAGGCCGCAGGGAAACAGUUUCAGGUAAACUCUCCGCUGCAGGUGCGCGCGCUGCUAUACGACGAGCUAAAACUGGACGAGAAGUGCAAUGUUAAGAUCAGCGCGACACUCUCCAAGGGAGCAAAAUCAACUUCCGAGGCUACUUUGCGAAGCCUAAUGUCCGUGCAUCCGCUCCCCAAGUGGAUCCUGGAGUACCGGCGCCUGCACAAGGCUCACGCCACCUUUCUCACUGGCAUCGCCCAGCACGUUAAGGAUGGAGUCGUCAAACCAACUUGGGUACAGACAGCGGCUGCGACGGGUCGGAUUGCCUCCAACAACCCUAACUUACAGGCUAUUCCCAAAGCACCAUUUAACGUCAUCAUGUUUCCAGAAUCCGAGGAUGUAGACAACCCCUUGCUGAACUUUCGGUCGGUGUACACGGCGCGCGCCGGGCACGCGCUGCUGGCGGCGGACUUCCGGCACGUGGAGUGCCGCGUGUUCGCGCACGCCGCUGCUGACUCCGCACUGCUGGCCGCGCUCGCCAGCGACCAGGAUCUCUUCAAGGUCCUGGCUGCUAAAUGGUUGAACAAGCCCGAGGCGGCGGUGUCGAGCGCUGACCGCGAGCGCACCAAGCGCAUCGUGUACGCCAGCCUGUACGGCGCGGGCGCGCGCAAGCUUAUGGAGAUCCUCGACGUCAGCUACGAUCAGUCGCUGGCCAUCACUGCUAGCUUCAACAGGACGUUCCCGUCGCUGCGGUCUUUCGGGCAGCGCGUGGUCGCACAGGCCCGGAACGAGGGCGGGCGGCUGCGGUCGCUGGGCGGGCGCGCGCGUCACCUGUCGGGACUGGCCAGCGCGGAUCCUGCCGCGCGCGCGCACGCUGAAAGGCAGGCUGUUAACUUCAUCGUGCAAGGCUCCGCAGCCGACUUGUGCAAGAUGGCGAUGGUGGCGACGAGCGCGCGGCUCGGCGGCGCCGCGCACCUGCUGCUGCAGAUACACGACGAGCUCGUCUGGGAGGUGCACGAGGACGACCUGGAGAGAGCUGCUGCGAUAGUGAAGGAGGUGAUGGAAGGCUGCGGGCGCGCGUGCGGGCUGCCCUCGCUGCCCGUCAACGUGGCCGCCGGCCGCAGCUGGGGCACGCUGCUGCCGGUGGGGCUGUCGCAGCAAGCGUAGACAAUACCUGACGCGGCGGUGACCGGACUGUGGCAAAGAUGACGCUUAAGCUAAGCGUCCACUUGUCGGUAUCGUACGCAACGGACGCAUCGUACAAAACAUCGUACGAUGCGGACAGGUGGACGCACUUAUAUGAGUUUCUAUAUAAAUAAUACUACGAUCCGUUGCGUGCGAUACGUCCGAUGCGUACGAUACCGACAUGUGGACGCUAGCCUUUAGGCCACAAAAACACAAAGUGACAUUGUUAAUAUACUGCAACUGGCAGUUCAAAUAGAUUUAACUCUCUUUUUCAUAGAUUGUCAACGAUUUUAAUAAAAACAUGAAAGUUUUUAAUAUUUUUAUUUACUAAAAACACAAGUUUUAACAUACAAAAUAUUUAUUAUGAAUAAAAUUUAAAUCUAAUACAAAAUAUGGUAUUUAUGACUUCAUUUGCUGGAAAUACAUUGAUUGAAAAUUAAAUGAAAAUGGUCUUAUCAUAAAUGAUGGUGGACUAUUUAAAAUAUUGGCAAGAAGUGUUUCAUGUCAGUAGUCAUGAGUUAUUUAAAUGUUAAAUUAACAUGAAUGUACCAAAGACAUAUUUUAUAUAAGAAAACCUAAACCUGAAUACAAAAGUAUGUAAUUAAUUAAUUAAAUGUUUUAAUUCAUUCUCUGAUUUCAAUAGAUAAUAAUAAGUUUAUUUCUGGAAAGACUGUUGUUUGUGUUUGUGCGUUAAGUAUUUGUUGUUGAGAAAGCGCGACACAUUAGGGAAGACAGAGUAGUAGCCGAAAGGCUCCUAUGGGAGGAAAAAAUAUUUUAAUACUUGUUUUUUUGUUUGUCCAAACACAUCCAAGGUUUUAAUUUAAUACCAUACUUACCCAACAUAAAUUACAUUUAGAUAUAGUAGCAGUCAGUGUAAUUUUAAUUGUGGUGUUCAAUUACAAACAUUUCAAAAUUAGACUUUAUGUGGAUGGUUAUCUAAGAUAAUCAAACGGUAGUAUGAAACGCGGUAAGAAAAUAAUUCUUCUGAUUGUUAGUAUUUGAAAAAAUAUCACCAUUUUUGAUCAGUCACCUUAGAGUAUUAAGGCGUUCGAUAAAAUAACCAUACAUUGACUAGUGGGUAUUUAUAUCAAGAAGAGUCAAAUAAUGAUACUCAUUCAUUACAUA